AUGGUGUCGAGCAGAUUUUCCGAUACCACAUCCUCUAGUACACUGUCCCACAAGUCUAUCAAGACAGAGGUCAGCGCUGUCGCUGGUGUCGUCGUGAAGGAGAGGAGCGAUGAGAGCCUAACGAUCGGUGUCGUGCGGGAGCAGAGCUUGGAUGAGCUGGAGAAAGUAUGCGCAGAAGGUCCAAAGCUUCUUGGAUUCAUCCGACGUAAACGGCUCCAAGACACCCUCGCGGCGAUGAAGACCACAUCUAAGCAACACAUUCUCAAUCUUCUGGUUAGCCCUGAUGUGGAUGAGAUUUGGUUCCAUGUCCCAUCGCACUUCAGCCAGCUCAAAGUUCUUCGUUGCGCGGCGCAUGGCAGCAAGGGGAAGCUGUACAUCGAUGGCUCGUCUACCUACAACAGCGUCCGCCUGGAUAAGUGGCAAGCACAUCGACACAAACGUCAUACCCUCCUGCUAGGCUACGCAAGGGGCGUCCGCAUUAGGGUCGCUGAGAUUGUCAACAUGCCCAACUGGGCAAGAUGUCGAAACCAGUUCACCGAGUCGGAACAGGCCGAGCUACGUCAGCACUUCGACGCACUAUCCGGUAAGAGUCGCUGGGAUGACAUCAAAGGGGUCGUCGCAGCAAUCGUCGGUCUCGCCGUCGGGACUGUGAAGAUCAAGAUCGCUGCGAACGCAGCAGUGGGCGGUGUCUAUGUCAAGUACGCCUUUGGUUUCCAUGCUCUGGAGCUCGACGCGGCCGGUGCAAGAGCUGCCACUAUCGUCACCGCAGCAGGGCCGGCCGUUGUCAUGGGAGUAACUGCCGCGGCGGCUGUCUAUUUCAUACCAUGGGAGAGUCUUAUGGACUGGCUGAGAGGAGCUCUAUCCUUUCUUUGGGACAAGGUUUGUGCUGUCUGGGAGCGAUUCAAAAGUUGGGCCAUGCAGUUGUUUGGGGGUCACACCGGGCCUAGGCCGAUGGAGUUUGCCGUGUAG
This is a messenger RNA of Colletotrichum chrysophilum, 969 nucleotides long. RefSeq lists its product as uncharacterized. The coding region runs from base 1 to 969 and encodes 322 amino acids. The transcript is spliced from 2 exons. The record is from RefSeq and is a predicted model, not a curated record. Lineage: Eukaryota; Fungi; Ascomycota; Sordariomycetes; Glomerellales; Glomerellaceae.